Molecule: messenger RNA, 612 nt
Organism: Thlaspi arvense
Lineage: Eukaryota; Viridiplantae; Streptophyta; Magnoliopsida; Brassicales; Brassicaceae
Source: the annotation of a GenBank genome assembly
AUGGGGAGCACGGAGAAAUUGAUGAACCAGAUCAUGGAGCUGAAGUUCACGGCCAAGAGCCUGCAACGCCAGGCGAGGAAGUGCGAGAAGGAAGAAAAGGCCGAAAAGCUCAAGGUCAAGAAGGCGAUCGAGAAGGGCAACAUGGACGGCGCUCGGAUUUACGCCGAGAACGCUAUCCGCAAGCGCAACGAGCAGAUGAAUUACCUCCGUCUCGCCUCCCGCCUCGACGCUGUCGUUGCUAGGCUCGACACGCAGGCCAAGAUGUCCACCAUUAGCAAGUCUAUGGGGUCGAUUGUCAAGUCUCUUGAGUCAUCGCUCAACUCCGGCAACCUCCAGAAGAUGUCGGAGACGAUGGACCACUUCGAACGCCAGUUUGUUAACAUGGAGGUGCAGGCCGAGUUUAUGGAGAGCUCCAUGGCCGGGAGCACCUCGCUGUCGACUCCGGAGGGCGAGGUCAACAGCUUGAUGCAGCAGGUCGCCGACGAUUAUGGUCUGGAGGUCUCGACCGGGCUGCCCCAGCCGGCUGCUCAUGCGGUGUCGGUGAAGACGUCGGAGAAGGUCGACGAGGACGACUUGUCCAGGCGUCUUGCAGAGCUCAAGGCCCGUGGGUAA